UUCCGUUAUACGCAUGCACUCGAAAAGCUUGUACCGGAGCAACUCGUUACGAGUCCGUAAGGCGCUCAGUCAAAUCAACCAGAUUUUUCCCGUUGAUCCCGCGUUUCGCGCUAUGUUGUUCUUUACGGUAGUACUUCAAACGCAACCCUGCUAAACUUUGCUUAGUCUGCGUUGCUUAGUCUGCGUUGCUUAGGACAGGGUUUAGGAACGCAGGUACAGUAAAUAACUUCUGGAGAUUUCAUCCAUGGCGCCUUUACAUUGCACGAUCCGCGCCGCCAGCCUCCUUCCUGUUGCCGGCGCAUCGCGCCUAGGAGCUCCUUCGAGGAGAUUAACGACAUUGACAUUUCUACCUGAGAAGCUUCGUUGCAGUCAACCAGUUCCUCGAUCCGGUUCUUCUAUCGAGGGUUCACUCAGAUCCCUGCGGUAUCCUCCAUUGCGCUUCGUUAAAAGACGCUCGUUUAUGUCACCUUCGUUUCAAUCGUGCGUUGCUUCCGCGUCUCGGCCCUCCCGAGGGACAGUGGCUGCUACUGGAGAAGGAUCAGCUACGGCAUUAGGUGCUGCUUCGGUACAGUCUGCUCCGUUAUACGAUGCAGUGCUUGUAGAUGUCGGAGGGACGCUGCUGAAAACCGCCGAGCCGGUCCACGACACGUACGCCGCGUUCGCCGGGAAAUAUGGUGUGACUGUAUCCGCGGACGAAAUAAAGAAGGGAUUCAGACGAGCGUUCGCGGAGCCUUGGCCACAUGGCCUGAGAUAUGAGGGCGACGGGCGUCCGUUUUGGCGGCAUGCAGUGGCCAUAGCAACAGGGUCCGACAACCAGGAUCUGUUUGAAGACCUCUACCAGCACUAUGAGAAGGCAGCGGCGUGGCGGGUGGCAGAUGGCGCAGUGGACGCUCUCUUGAGACUCAGGCAAGCCAAUGUUCGUUUGGCAAUUGUGUCCAACUUUGACUCUCGAUUGCGGCCGAUUCUUCAGGACCUUCAAGUAGACUCCCUUUUUGACGCCAUCGUCGUAUCAGCUGAAGUUAAAUACGAGAAGCCGUCACCAGAGAUAUUCUCCAUCGCCCUUGAGCAAGUAGGCGUGUCGUCCCCCAGUCGAGCGGUGCAUGUGGGCGAUGACGCUGUGAACGACCUGAAGGGCGCCAUGGAUGCUGGCCUGCAUGCAUGGUGAGACAUGGGUUAUGGAAGCAAGAUGUUAACUCGUUUGACCAUAUCACUCAACGUGUCCUUGGGUUAUAAAUUGAGUGGCGAUAGGCUCCUAUACAAUAAAUAGAGCCUCCCAUACAAUACCGUACCAGGCUCCUCUCGUUGUGCUAAUAUUAGGCUAACAU
Messenger RNA from Closterium sp. NIES-67, 1325 nucleotides. NCBI's taxonomy places the organism in Eukaryota, Viridiplantae, Streptophyta, Zygnematophyceae, Desmidiales, Closteriaceae. The record is from the annotation of a GenBank genome assembly.